Zygosaccharomyces rouxii is the source of this 990-nucleotide messenger RNA. RefSeq names its product twinfilin TWF1 (gene TWF1). NCBI's taxonomy places the organism in Eukaryota, Fungi, Ascomycota, Saccharomycetes, Saccharomycetales, Saccharomycetaceae. The record is from RefSeq and is a predicted model, not a curated record. Gene Ontology annotation, cellular component: actin filament; cytoplasm. Gene Ontology annotation, biological process: barbed-end actin filament capping; actin filament depolymerization. The transcript has a single exon. The coding region runs from base 1 to 990 and encodes 329 amino acids. Gene Ontology annotation, molecular function: actin monomer binding; actin filament binding.
AUGUCCUCUCAAUCAGGUAUUUCAGCAGAGCAAGAGUUGAUAGAUUUUCUUCAUCAUCCUUCCCAGGGGUCUCAAGGGCUAAGAAUCGUCACUGCUGGAAUUUCUAAUGAUUUCACUACUGUACAAUUAAAGGGGGGAUAUGAUUCGUUAUCACAGUUGGAAUCAAGUUUAAACAAUGAACCACUUUACGUUUUUAUUAAAGAUUUACAAAAGAAUCCAAAUCAAUAUGUCUUUGUCUCUUACGUUCCAGACUCUUCACCCGUUAGAUUAAAGAUGCUGUACGCAUCUACAAAGAACACAUUAGUUCGACAAAUUGGUGGUAAUUCAAUUGGUAAACAGACAUUACUCACAGAUCCAACAGAUUUCCAAGACGUGCUCAAGUCCAACGAUGUUGAUUCUCAACAGGGGGCCGCUGUGCUUACUGAAUCUGAAAGAGCAGAAAUAGAAAUCUCUCAACAACAACAAAGGAUGAAGCUAGGCAAUCGUAAAUUGGUUUCACAAACUGAUGGGGCUCCGACUUCGUUAAUGUUCGAUGUCAAAUCUGGCGAUUCUACUAUCAGUGAACUUUUACAGUCGUUUAAUGUAAUUUACUGUAAGAUUGAUCUGGACACUGAACAAAUUCAAGUAGUGGACAAAUCUAACAUUAGUGGGCCAAAUCAAUUGCAAAUACUUCCCGAACACCCAAGUUAUACGCUUUACAGAAAUGGAUCUUUGGAUUAUUUCAUCUACAGUUGUCCUUCUGGUAGUAAAGUUAAGGAACGUAUGGUUUACGCUUCAAACAGAUUGGGGUUCAUUAACCAUUUAAAAGAUCAAGAUAAGCUAGAAUUUGCAAGAAUUAUUGAAAUUGGUGACCCCGAAGACUUGGAGUUAUCACUAAUAUCUAAUUCUUCGCAAGAACAGCAGAAGCAAGAAGAAGCCGAAGAGGCUGCCGCUCGUGCUUCAUCAUCUCGUAAGUUCAACAAACCAAAGGGUCCAGGUAGAAGAAGAUAA